Penicillium samsonianum is the source of this 402-nucleotide messenger RNA. RefSeq lists its product as uncharacterized. The transcript has a single exon. The record is from RefSeq and is a predicted model, not a curated record. Bases 1 to 402 code for a protein of 133 amino acids. NCBI's taxonomy places the organism in Eukaryota, Fungi, Ascomycota, Eurotiomycetes, Eurotiales, Aspergillaceae.
AUGCCCCCGAUCCCCGUGUUUGGACCGGGGCUUGAGGCGGACUACACCAAGAUAGUCCAGAUUGUGGGAACGCAGAUUGACACUCUGACAUACAAGGCAUGGCGACACCAAGAAGUGAUUGAAAAACUGGAAAGCCUAUGUCACGACCUGGUAUUUCAAGCAACCUGCGAUGAACGCAAGUCUCGCAGCCAUCUUCUUGGGUAUGCCCAAUUCCGACGUUUCUCCAUGACACUCAGACUUUGGUUACCCGAGGCAAUCCUCGUCCUCAGGAGUGACUGGACCAGUCGUCAGAUAAGUAACCGGACCUUCGAUUGGAUGAGAGAGAAUGUGAUUGAAUACAGGGCAACUUGUAUUCUCAAGGAGGCACUUCUUGCCGUACAAUCAACUGACUGGUAUCUUUGA